AUGAAUUUCAAUGUGUCUCGACCUUCUCUGCCUUGCGUACUAGGGGGAGUCUCCUUGGCGUUAACCUCCGUGGUCACCCUUCUCGACGGUUUAUGCUUGACAUCCUUCAAAAACCUCUCGUCUAAUAUUCGCUCAAUCGAAUCUGCCGUUACCGCCCUGGGCGCAGUGAAUUGUGCUGUGCUUGCCGCUACGAUCUUAUUUUGGCUGGCAGACAGCAACAAUGAGAAUUCAAGGCAAUUGAGCGUGUACCGAAGCCGCGCAUAUUGUAUCCUGAUUAUCUACUUGGUUAUGACUACAGGGGUGACUGCUGGAGGUAUAGCAUGGAGCAACGCACAGAUCAUGAUAGAACAACAGAUAAUGUCACUAGGUCCAAGACAGCGACUAUUGUUGGUGACUCGUACUGUCAUAUGGGCAAUUUCUGUUCUAACUGAGGGUCUCUUUGGUGGGCUUCUCCUAAUGACACUAGCAAAACGGACCAGCCGCAGCAGAUGGUCAACCUCGCUACCUCAUGACCUUGAUGCCCUCCACGAACAGUUAGCUGUAAACAACAGAUUGGAGUCAACAAAGCAGCCGCAACUUGUAGUUGACUCCCCGAAGCAAUCGACAGAUCAAAAGCGGAGCUGUGAUGGUUUGAUCGCGAUCCAACAAUCUACAUCAAGUGCUGCGUCUUUAAUCUCGAAGCGCUACUCAGGCCGAACACUAUACCAACAGGAUUCCAAGCACGGUUCUGUUGACCUCAAUCCACCGGUCGCUAUCCUGAGUGCGUUGUAA
Molecule: messenger RNA, 771 nt
Organism: Aspergillus nomiae NRRL 13137
Lineage: Eukaryota; Fungi; Ascomycota; Eurotiomycetes; Eurotiales; Aspergillaceae
Exons: 1
Coding region: 1-771 (256 amino acids)
Source: RefSeq, a predicted model, not a curated record